Xylaria bambusicola is the source of this 1664-nucleotide messenger RNA. RefSeq lists its product as uncharacterized. The transcript has 3 exons. Gene Ontology annotation, cellular component: plasma membrane. The record is from RefSeq and is a predicted model, not a curated record. Lineage: Eukaryota; Fungi; Ascomycota; Sordariomycetes; Xylariales; Xylariaceae. The coding region runs from base 521 to 1507 and encodes 328 amino acids.
UAGUUCCUUCGAACUAUUAGCCUAGUCCAGGAUCUCGUAAACCCAAGGGAGCGACGCUUGGCCUGAAGGAUCUAAACUUGCUUAAUUACCCUCAAUCAUCGUUCGGCAUUUCGCGAUGUGGAUCCCGCCAUGAGGAAGCAGGAGGCAUAAGACCCGUCUCCGUAAAUCCUCCUGCUCUUUGACUGACAUGGUCCCGCGGCUCCGGGUUGACUUCUCCCGUGGGUGAACCCUGAUAGACUUAAUAAGUCCUUACCCACUCGUUCGUCAGCGAACGGGGUGCUUUUAGUCCCCGACUUCUCUUACGAUCAUCCGAACAAGGCAUAGGGGCAAAAAGGAGACAAGUGUUGCCGAUUUAGGGUAUAAGUGGCGAGUAGUGUGACGGGACAAAGGCGAGGAAGUGAAGAGGGAUAGAUCGUGAUCCGACUCUUCUCUCCGGCAAAAAUAACGACCGACAGAAGCCAGCAAACCAAAAUUGAAGCGAUAGGGAAAAGAAAUAUCCUCGAAAACAAACUUUGUUCCGAUGUUCGACUCUCUGCUCUCAGGUGCCUCCUUUGGCGCUGCGCUGGCCGCGAGUGGCAUGUACGAACCGACCGUUAUCCUCUCCCAGAUGAAACUUGAGAACUGGCAUAUGGUGCAGACAUUCUUGACGGCGUCGGCGGCGAGCACAUUCGUGGUCACACUAUGCCAGAAACUGGGCUACAUCCACGUCAGUCCUCGUAGCUACUCGUCCUUGGGUCUCUUCGGCCCUCUCGACGGCAAUAUUAUAGGAGGGUACCUUCUCGGCGUCGGCAUGACUCUGACUGGCUCGUGUCCCGGGACCGUAUUUGCGCAGGUUGGCGCAGGCGUGCGCUCCGGUCUUUAUGUCCUAGGCGGCUCAGUGCUUGGUGGCAUCAUUUGGUCCGGAUUCCUUCGUUCCGCACUCAGACCCAAAGAUCGAGUUCCGCCCCCGAAACCUGAGAAUUUGACCAUCCAUGGAGCCCUUGGAGUAAGCCAGGCCGUGGCUUUCGUGGGUGUCGAGGCGAUUUUCGCAGGCGCUGUGACGGCGAUAUCGUCCCUAGGGCUGGUGAAAACACGAGGCCUGGUUAAUCCCAUACUUGGUGGCUUGGCGAUAGCUGGUGCGCAGCUCUUUUCUGCUCUGAUUAGGAGGACACUUCUGGGGACAUCCGCUUCGUUUGAAGAACUUGGGGAUUACGCAUCUUGGUUGAUUCGAGGACGUGGCGAUGGCAAGCCCAAGGCUUACAACUCUAUGGCUGUUGUUACUGGUAUGGUGAUAGGGGCUCUGGGAGUUUCUCUAACGAGCCGUAUCCCCCAAAUACCGUUCCCAGAGGCUCAUGUUGGAACCAUGAGGCUCAUUUUUGGAGGCAUCUUACUCACUAUAGGCUCGAGAAUGGGAGGAGGCUGUACGUCAGGUCACGGAAUCACGGGUAUUUCGCUGCUUUCCGUCUCAAGCUUCGUCUCUAUUGCUGCUAUGUUUGCUGGCGCAUUAAGUACCGCCGCACUGAUUUGAGAAGAUAAACGACUCUUGAAUAACGAAUAUUAAUUGAAUUUGCCUACUUCACCCAAUGAAAUCAUAGUCGCGCUAUCAAGAAGGUUGAAAUUGGGACUAGCUACCCAUUGCCUUAUGCUGCCUCUUGUUUCGAGUCAAGGAUCACACAAGUCAGCGA